This is a messenger RNA of Rhinopithecus roxellana (golden snub-nosed monkey), 1930 nucleotides long. It is a transcript of the gene TMEM125, whose product is annotated as transmembrane protein 125. The transcript is spliced from 5 exons. The record is from RefSeq and is a predicted model, not a curated record. Bases 658 to 1317 code for a protein of 219 amino acids. Lineage: Eukaryota; Metazoa; Chordata; Mammalia; Primates; Cercopithecidae.
UCUGAAGUGUUUAUUCUGGGAGCUCCUGUCUCCCGCCUGAAAGGCCUUCACCUCUCCUCCCUUUUCACUCAAAUCCUGCUUCCCCAGUAGGAUCCAAUCUGUGGGGCAAGCCAGGCGCUGGAGAGAGAAUGAGCGAAGGGCUUUUGGAGGCUCCAGCCUAGGGCCAAGGAAUGGAGGCUCACCUGAGUGCAGGUUAGGCAGGUGAAGUGUCUCCCCGGAAACCGAGCUAGAGUGCCCCACCUGCUCAGCCCUGCCUUCUCAGAUCGGAUCCAGCACGUCCAGGCUUCUCAGAAAUCGUGGAGGAGGAUGGCAUGAGGGAAUGGCGAGUGUGGAGAAGAGCAAGGGGAGCAGAAAGACCACUCCCCGCCAGGAACCAGCGGUGACAGCUGAGGCCAUGUGAGUAGGAUCCUGAAUGAGGCUUUAUCUCUGGCUGUUGGUCCCAUCGUCCACCGUGGCACCAGCUCCCUCAGCCAGCCGGGAUGGGACCAGCGACUGAGACAGCCAGAGGCAGAGAGGUGAGGGUGACUAUAUCCUGGACUGUGAGAGGAAUGGGACUCUGGGCCUGUAGCUGCCAAGCAGGUGGCAGGUGCUCCAGGCUGUGAUCUGCACCCGCUGACCCCUGACGCUGACCUACCCUGACCUCUGCCUGACCAAGCCAUGUCUGAACAGCAGGCUCAAGCCCCAGGGGGCCGGGGGCUGCCCCCGGACAUGCUGGCAGAGCAAGUGGAGCUGUGGUGGUCCCAGCAGCCACGGCGCUCGGCGCUCUGCUUUGUCGUGGCGGUGGGCCUCGUGGCAGGCUGUGGGGCGGGCGGUGUGGCACUGCUGUCAACCACCAGCAGCCGCUCAGGUGAAUGGCGGCUAGCAACGGGCACUGUGCUCUGUCUGCUGGCUCUGCUGGUUCUGGUGAAACAGCUGAUGAGCUCAGCUGUGCAGGACAUGAACUGCAUCCGCCAGGCCCACCAUGUGGCCCUCCUGCGCAGUGGUGGAGGGGCCGAUGCCCUCGUGGUGCUGCUGAGUGGCCUCGUGCUGCUGGUCACUGGCCUGACUCUGGCCGGGCUGGCCGCUGCCCCUGCCCCUGCUCGGCCGCUGGCCGCCAUGCUGUCUGUGGGCAUUGCUCUGGCUGCCUUGGGCUCGCUUUUGCUGCUGGGCCUGCUGCUAUAUCAAGUGGGCGUGAGCGGACACUGCCCCUCCAUCUGUAUGCCCACCUCCUCCACCCACAGUGGCCAUGGCAGCCAUAGCAGCAUCUUCAGCAUCUCAGGACAGUUGUCUGCUGGCCGGCGUCACGAGACCACAUCCAGCAUCGCCAGCCUCAUCUGACAGAGCCAGAGCCCUUCUUCCCACACCAGCCUCAGCGUCCCCAGAGCCGAGCCAGGGUGUGAGUGCAUGUGGAUGCUGAGUAUACGUGAGUGCAUGUGUGCCCCCAGGCUGGGUCAGCUCUUCUGUGGAUUGCAGAAGAGUGGUGCAAUGUGAUUAACAGCCCAUGUGUUCCUACACAUCCACAUCAUGGGAAGGUUCAUGCGUGCCUCCUUGGAACUGGGUGUUUGUGUCCAUGGAACUUCCUGUCUGUAUCUCAGGUCAGUAGACGCAGAUGAAGACUCUCAAGCCCCAUUUCCAAAACCCCUCAAAUCCAAUCCUGUCCUGUAACAUCCAUCAAAGAUUUCCAUAGGGGUGACUGGUGUCCACCCAAGACUGCAUCAGUGCCUGCUCAUUGAGGAGAGUAACUGCUGCCAGGCAGAAAGAAUAUGGGCUGUGCAAUGAGACAGACCUGGCGGGGACUCCCCCGUUGAGCACUAGCAGCUGGAGGAGUUGGGAGUAUGUGGCUAUCAUGGUUGUGUUCAUCGAUUGUGGGGAUGAAAUGUCAUUGUGCAUGGAAGGCGGGGCUCGUGGCUGAUGUGCAAUAAAAUGGCGGCUGCUGUUGUCAUUGUCUCCA